This is a messenger RNA of Seminavis robusta, 968 nucleotides long. NCBI's taxonomy places the organism in Eukaryota, Bacillariophyta, Bacillariophyceae, Naviculales, Naviculaceae. The record is from the annotation of a GenBank genome assembly.
ACCUGAAUGGGUUCUUGCGCAAGUAAGUCUUGGACUGUCUCAUAAUCUCAAACCACAAAAAUAGAAACACACCCACAACACACGAUGAUCAGCAUUAGCAGUAUCAACCAAAGUCUCUCGCCCUCGAGGAGCUCCAUGCAGCUUUCUCCCCGGCCCAGCAGCAAGAGAUUUCGCCUUUUCCCCCGUCGUUCUGCAUCUCCAGCAGCCACCAAGAAGGUAGCGGUAGCACCGGUGGUGAAGCGAUCCCUUUCCCACAGUAUCAACUGUCAAUCCUGCCACCAGGAAGUCCAUGACCGCUGCUCCCUGGCCAGUCAACUGGAACACGUCAAACAAGAAAUUGAUAUUCUCAAGCUCCAUCUCAAUAACUUUGUUCUGAAUGCUUGCCCACCCCAAGUGGCCGAGAUGAAAGACCUGAUUCUCCACGACGGACGCCCCUGGGAACUCAUUGAAUUCCACGACACGGUGGAAGGAAGCAACUACCGCCGAUGGCGCUUCAAGCGAGGUGCCGUGGACCGUCGCGUCCGAGCCCUCAAGAAAGAAUUGGGUAGCAUCAACGUUCGCUUUGUCACACGCGUCGAAAUUGACUUUGACAAGAUGGACAAGGACGCCGUCGUCUCUCUGCUUCAAGCGCUGGAAAAGGACCGCAAUGUCAUCACACUUGUCUUUAGAGGACACAUUUCCGAGGCGGAGAUUGACGAUAUCGUCACCGCCGUGGAAGACUUGACGACUUGUGACGAACGCGUCUGGGAUGCCAUUCUCUUUCAUCCUUCCAACGACGAACGCAAGGGUCAUGCACACUUUGUCUGGAAACGCACGCUCCUGGCGGCCAGUCUGCGAUUGCAAUGCUUGGCGCACACUUACGCACUGCCCGUUGCAUUCCGUAUCAUUGAGCAGCAAUAGUAGCUGUGAUAAUCAUCAAAUAAAAUGUUGUACACUAUGCUAGUAUCCAUUAUUGCCUCUGCUGCAAG